UUGAGCACGCUCUUCUAGGAAUCACACUGUCAGCUUCACUUCACUGCCUACCUUCCAAAUUCUCUAUUUCGGCUUUGGAACUGUGAAGAUUGUCGCGUUCAGCUUCGAUCGCUACGCACAUUUCCUCUCUGUUUCUGCCGUCAACGAACCAUGAGCUUGAACAUCUUCAGGAAGAAAACCUCCCCCAAAGAUGCUCUUCGCACCAGCAAGCGAGAAAUGGCUGUUGCAACUAGAGGAAUUGAGCGAGAAAUCUCAUCUCUUCAGUUGGAGGAAAGAAAAUUGGUGGCAGAGAUAAAGCAAACUGCUAAAACUGGAAAUGAGGCUGCCACUAGAAUCCUAGCUCGACAGCUUGUUCGCCUGCGCCAACAGAUUACUAAUUUGCAAGGGAGUCGUGCCCAAAUUCGAGGUGUAGCUACUCAUACACAGGCACUAUAUGCUAGCACUUCAAUCUCCACUGGAAUGAAGGGUGCUACAAAGGCAAUGGUUGCAAUGAACAAGCAAAUGGCACCAGCUAAGCAGGCUAAAGUGAUUAAGGAGUUUCAGAAGCAGUCAGCACAGUUGGACAUGACGAUUGAGAUGAUGUCGGAGUCUAUAGAUGAAACUCUAGAUAAGGAUGAGGCUGAAGAGGAAACUGAGGAGCUUACGAAUCAGGUGCUUGAUGAGAUUGGCGUUGAUAUUGCAUCCCAGUUAUCUUCCGCUCCCAAAGGCCGGAUUGCAGCAAGAAAGACUGAAAAUACAGUUGCCAGCUCUGAAUCUCCCGACGUUGAGGAUCUUGAAAAGAGAUUGGCUUCUCUUCGACGAGACUUGAUCGUUUCUUUAGAAAAUCGGUGGUCGCGAGGAGGAUCGGGAGAAGCUAUGCAGAGUCAACUUGUAUGCAGUGGGUGUAGGAGCAUUCUUCUUUAUCCAGGGGGGGCAACUAAUGUAUGCUGUGCAUUAUGCAAUACAGUCACCUCAGUUCCUCCUCCUGGAACAGAUAUGGCUCAACUUAUAUGUGGAGGUUGCAGGACGUUGCUUAUGUACGCACGUGGGGCAACAAGUGUAAGAUGCUCAUGUUGCCAUACAGUGAACCUUGCACCUGCUACGAACCAGGUUGCUCAUGUUAACUGUGGAAACUGCCGAACAACACUUGUCUUUCCUUAUGGAGCUCCAUCUGUCAAAUGUGCGAUCUGUCACUAUGUUACAAAUGUUGGUAUAUCCAACGUGAGGGUUCCCAUUCCAGUGCACAGGCGUAAUGGAACAAUUAGCUCUGGAAUGCCCCCUUCAUCAUCAUCUCAGAGCCAAACAGUUGUAGUUGAGAACCCUAUGUCUGUUGAUGAAAGUGGCAAAUUGGUGAGCAAUGUCGUUGUUGGUGUCACAACAGAUAAAAGGUAACUUGGUGAGAUCAUGGUUGAUUGAUGACACUUACUAUUAGCGGCUUAAAAGGAUGGGAGGAAGCGAUCUAUAUAUCUCUCUAGUACAUCACUAUACUGCUUGGAAUAUGAUUAUGGUUGUGGAAAUUUCUGUAUAGUUUGUCUCCGGAUUUUUCCUUAAAGGUCACCAUUCAUUGUUGAGUCAACUUCAAUUUGAGGUUCAGAUAACUUUUUACCCUGUGAAUGCGAUGUAUAUUAUGGACCUGAAGAAUUUGAGGGUCUGUACUGUAUUACUUGUGUGAUUUCUGUACCGAAUCAUUGAGCUGUCUCGCAAGUAAAAAUAUUAUACAUCCAUCGUAUCUCCUCUGGUAAAUAUGAGUAUAAACGUUGUCUUGUAUUGUCUGUUUCCAUAAUUGUUGGUGGUAUGUAUUUGGAAUUUCCAUUGGUUUUGUUCAUA
Molecule: messenger RNA, 1806 nt
Organism: Cucumis sativus (cucumber)
Lineage: Eukaryota; Viridiplantae; Streptophyta; Magnoliopsida; Cucurbitales; Cucurbitaceae
Product: vacuolar protein sorting-associated protein 2 homolog 2
Exons: 18
Coding region: 151-1371 (406 amino acids)
Biological process (GO): late endosome to vacuole transport; endosome transport via multivesicular body sorting pathway; protein transport
Cellular component (GO): ESCRT III complex; multivesicular body
Source: RefSeq, a predicted model, not a curated record